UAUAAACAAACAUUUUAAAAGAUAACCUAAACAUCGAUAUAAUUUAGAAAAAAUUCAAUACAUUUUAAAAUGAAAGAAGAAGAAUUUGAUCCAAAAAAUUUAAUUAAAAGCCGUGAGUUUCUUUAUCGACUAAUAAUAAGUCAAUUAUUUUACGAUGGUCACCAAAACGUUGCUGUUGGUUUAUCAUCAUUGGUACAGGCUGAUCCACCAUGCCCACCUAGUGAUAGACUACUCCAUGUUAUGAUAGCCGGUUUGGAACAUGAACCAGAUCGAAAGGAAAGACCACCGAACCAUGGGAUUGGUGAUAACACAAUAGGACCAGGAUUAGAUUUAGAGUUUGAAACGGAACCCCAAGUUCCAGCUCCAGAACCGGCUUUAUAUGAAACAGCGUAUGUGACAUCGCAUAAAGGAAAUUGUCGUGCCGGAUGCUUUAGUCAUGAUGGACAGUUGAUAGCGACAGGAAGCGUAGAUGCUAGCAUAAAAAUUUUAGAUGUUGAACGUAUGUUAGCAAAAUCAGCACCAGAAGAAGUGGAAACUGGAAGAGAAACAACUGGCCAUCCUGUAAUUCGAACAUUAUACGAUCAUAUGGAAGAGGUCACGGCAUUAGAAUUUCAUCCUCGUGAUCCAAUACUAGCAUCUGGUUCAAGAGACUUUACUGUAAAAUUAUUUGAUAUAUCAAAAGCAUCGGUGAAAAAAGCAUAUAAAACAAUUACGGAUGUUGAGGCAAUUCGAUGUUUAGCAUUCCAUCCCGCCGGUGAACAUAUUCUUGUUGGAACAUCACAUCCGGUAUUACGAUUGUACGAUGUAAAUACUUCUCAGUGCUUUGUUUGUAGUAUUCCAUCUCAUCAACAUACAGCGGCCAUAAAUUCAAUUAAAUAUUCUCAAGACGCCAAAUAUUUUGCAACAGCCAGUAAAGAUGGAUCUAUUAAAUUAUGGGAUGGUGUGUCAAAUCGCUGUGUAAAUACAUUCCAAAAGGCUCAUGAUGGUUCCGAGGUUUGCUCUGUCGCUUUUACUAAAAAUGGCAAGUAUUUGUUAUCCUCGGGGAAAGAUUCGUUAAUAAAACUUUGGGAACUAACAACUAGUCGAUGUUUAAUUGCGUAUACUGGUGCUGGAACUACCGGAAAACAGGAACAUAAAGCACAAGCUGUAUUUAAUCAUACGGAAGAUUAUGUAUUGUUCCCAGACGAAGCGACAACAUCAUUAUGUGCAUGGAACUCAAGAAAUGCUUCAAGGAAACAGUUAAUGUCAUUAGGUCAUAAUGGACCUGUACGUAUGAUUGCACAUUCUCCAGUUCAAGCGGCAUUUUUGACGUGUUCAGAUGAUUUUCGUGCACGAUUUUGGUUUAGACGUACUCCGACUGUAUAAAAAAAAUUUAAAAUAUAUAUUUAUAAUUA
This is a messenger RNA of Chrysoperla carnea, 1394 nucleotides long. It is a transcript of the gene CstF50, whose product is annotated as cleavage stimulation factor subunit 1. Lineage: Eukaryota; Metazoa; Arthropoda; Insecta; Neuroptera; Chrysopidae. Gene Ontology annotation, cellular component: mRNA cleavage stimulating factor complex. The coding region runs from base 70 to 1365 and encodes 431 amino acids. The record is from RefSeq and is a predicted model, not a curated record. Gene Ontology annotation, biological process: mRNA 3'-end processing. The transcript has 7 exons. Gene Ontology annotation, molecular function: protein binding; RNA binding.